This is a messenger RNA of Dunckerocampus dactyliophorus (ringed pipefish), 2938 nucleotides long. RefSeq lists its product as uncharacterized. Gene Ontology annotation, cellular component: nucleus; cytosol. The record is from RefSeq and is a predicted model, not a curated record. The transcript is spliced from 4 exons. Bases 85 to 927 code for a protein of 280 amino acids. Gene Ontology annotation, biological process: spermatogenesis. Lineage: Eukaryota; Metazoa; Chordata; Actinopteri; Syngnathiformes; Syngnathidae.
AACGCACUAACUAAAAACACACACACGCCAAACGGCAAAGCAACAGACGCUCGACGUUUCAUGCAGAAAUUGACAUUUUUGUGAAUGAACAAUAGUAAUAAAGUUUUUAUUUAUACACCUGGAUCUCACUUCUUAACGAUCUUUGGUGCUGCGAUCCGGACAACAUUUUUUGUGUGCUUUUUGGGGGGGGGAUAUAUUUGUGGACACAGCGGAUUACGUGGAGCUAUGUUUCGGAGAAGCAAGAGUCAAGUGCUGGUGGAUUACGCGGCAGAAGAAGACGACAUGUCCUGGCACUACCAUCACUCCUACAAGGACAAAGACUUAGAAGGAGAGGAAGAGGAGGAGGAAGCUGUCACAGCAGUAUCCAAGGAGGCCAAGGUGAAGAAGAUCAUGUCCAAGAAAGAGAAGAAGGAGAAGAAGAUGUCCUCGAAAGACGAUGAACACUUUUUGUUGACCGGAGUCAAGCUAGCAGACCGAAGAGGAUCUCACAAGAAAAUCAAAGACGACGAGAAGGAGAAGGACAAGAAGGAAAAGCCGGACAAAGGUCACUGUUUUUGGGACAGCGUCACCACGACCAUGAGGCAAAUCUCUCCCGUCAAAAAAACGGAGAAGAUGGACGGCUGGGAGACGCCUCAGCCUCCUCACAACUCCAGCGAGACAGACGCAGCCCCAAAGGAGGAGGUGGAAGAGGACAAAACCCCGAAUGGGGAUUUGACCGUGCCUAUUCCUGACUCUUUAGACCUCCCAUUGGAACUGGCCACGUGGGCCGGCCUGGAGGAGGACUCCUCCCGCUACGCCAACCUGUCGGACUCCAAGGAUCCCACAUGCGCUGUCAGGUGGACGGCAAGGGCCAAGGUGAAGCUGGCCGGGAUCAGCAGGAUGAGCAGAGGGAUGGUGUCGGAGAGCGCAUGGGAAGGACUGAAAUAGUCAAAUAGCGGCUUUCAAUUCCUUGCAGGACUUGCGGUAAAGCAGGGUAGCUCGCUGGACAUGAUAAAUAAAGGCCUUACACCACCGCAACGUGUGAAGUGAUAAAAAGCUCAGCUUCUCCCGUCACGGUAUUACACAGUGUGCUGUAGUUUUCCAUGUUGCCACGUGAUAUUGCAGCUACAGGAGUCUUUCCAAUUCUUUGUGCUGUUAUGAAGAAAUACCAUAUUUCCUCACGUUAUGCUCCAGGGCCUUUAUUGACUCAACUGCAGAGAGAGCCAGGCAUUCUAUAUAUGCAGUACAUUGUGUCACAAAUCUGUGUACACCCCUCACAUUUCAGCAACCAUUUUAUUGUAGUAUAUCUUGUCAAGGGACACUGUAGAAAGCAAACUUGGAUAUACUUUAGAGUCGUCGCUUAUACAAGCUGUACACUGACUACUCUAAAGGACAUCCAAAUGCGCUUUCUAUGGUAUCGUCCCUUGAGAUGAUAUCAUACAAACGGUUGCCUUUGUGGGAUACUGCAGCUGCCUCGCAUGAUUCGUGUAGCUUUUCCCCCUCAUCUUUUAUUCUUGCUUCCUACUAAUAUUGCAACACAAUUGGAGGCGGAGCAAAUUGUUACAUUCUUUACUGGUAGACACAGAUAAUGAGUGGAAUGCUGUAGCUACACUGUAGCAUUGCAAUACCAUUUUUAUGCAAGCGUGUAUCUGAAAGAGGUACACCUUCAUUUUCAUACACGUGAUGAUCUCAUGCUGAGCAUCUAUCAUGCUAAUCCUGGAAACAUUCACCCUAUGUGUGCACUGUUUGCCAGUAUCACGUAAAGUGGCUUGAAGACCGAGACCCACUGGUGUUGUUAGUUCAGAAGGACAUUUAACGUGGAUUUAUGGACUGCUGGUCUUUUUUAGCUGCAUCAUGUCUGCCUGGUGUCACAAGAAUUUAGUUGAUUUCAUACAAAAUGUAAUGCCAUAAUUAGCAGCACACAUCAUUGAAAUAUUUCAUUCAAAUAUGUUUUGAAAUGAAAUAUGCUGUCAACCUAACCUAAAAUAUAAUUUUUUGUAUUAAAAAAAAAUUUAAACAGGUUUAUUUUUGGGUUACUUGAAAAUAUUUUUAAUACAUGUUAUGGAAUUAUUAUUUUAAUUAUAUUUAUAAUACGUAUUAUGAAUUAUAAACAAUAUGCUCCAACCCAGACUCACAACUACUGGGAUUAUGGAACAUGUUAGUGUAAUUUUACUAGAAAGCAGAUGGAAACUUGAAGUUACUUUACAUUUUAUGUAAUGAUUUUUUUCAUUUUUUUCCAGCCUUUACAUUUUCAGCUUUUUUGAAAUGAUGGUCAAAUUUAUGAUAAUUUUAGUAGAAAACAUGUAAUUGUAAGAUUUUAUUCUAUUGAUUUUGUUAUGAAAAGGAUGAAAAUAAUUCUGUGAUUUGAGAUGUCUGACGUAAAUGAGUGAAAAAAAAUGCCUUAUUAUUAACAAUAAUAGUGUCGUCUAUUCAUUAGUUUGAUAGCCAAAAUGUUCCACGGCUCAGAAUGUGUGUGAGCUAAAUGUGCUAAAUCAUAUUUAAAGAGCAGUUUUAAGAUCUACUCACUUAGUUUGGCUUGAUAUGGUUCAAUACACUGAUGUAAAUAAACCCAAACAUCAUCUAUCAUUUUGCAGUAAAAUGAUAUUUAUAUAACAUUGCACAGGUCAUUUGCUUGACUCUUCAAAAAUGAGAAAUGAGACCAUAUAUAUAUAUAUAUAUAUAUAUAUAUAUAUAUAUUGUUUUGUAAAUAUUUAAUCAUUAUUAUGCUACUCCCUGUCCCAUGAAAGUCAUAAGAGUACCAUCAAGAGAUGUGGAACGGAAAGGAAUAUUACAAACGUUGGAAGAAGGAUACAAAACUUUCCGUCCAGCCAUAAAUGAUACUUUACAUUUCCAUUUGUGUGCUGCAGGACAGCGCUUAGAAGCAGUCUGUAAAAAGUGUUAAUGGCCAUUAUUUUCUUUGCACGUACAAGUACCCGGAACAACAAUAAAAGACGACGAA